AUGGGCAAGGACAAGGUCGAGAAGAAGGACCGCGCUGAGAAGAAGGAGAAGCGUGCGGAGAAGGACGGUGUGCACAAGGUCAAGAAGGAGAAGAAAGAGAAGAAGGAUAAGACUGCUCUUGUCGAUGCAGUAGAGAAGGAGAUUGACACUGAGGCCAUGGAGGGUCUUGAGCAGACCAGCGCUGUCGCUGUCAAGGGCGAGACUGAGGUCGAUGCUGUCGACCGCCCCAUUGGCGCCCUCGUGCCGUUCGCCAACCCAUUGGUUGAGGACAAGCAGGCCAAGAAGGUCCUGAAGAGUGUCAAGAAGGCUGCCGUCAACAAGUCUCUCAAGCGUGGUGUUAAGGAGGUCGUCAAGGCUCUCCGCAAGUCUGCCGUCCCCGCCGCCAACGCUCCCAUCGGUGUCCCCAGCGGUGUUGUCAUUCUCGCUGCCGAUAUCUCCCCCAUGGAUGUUAUCUCCCACAUUCCCGUCCUGUGCGAGGACCACGGUAUUCCCUACGUCUUUGUCAACUCCCGCGCUGAGCUCGGUGCUUCCGCUGCCACCAAGCGCCCCACCAGUGUGGUCAUGGUUACCCCCAAGGCUGCCAAGGGCAAGAAGGAGGAUGAUGAGGAGUUCACCAAGGUGUUCGAGGAGCUUGCUGGCUUGACCCAGAAGGAGAUGAAGAAGCUGACAGUCUAAAAAUGUUCUCGACUUGUCUGAUUUACCUUUUGUUAUUUGCUCUUCCCACACUGUUCACUGCGAGUGGGUUCUCUGGUUGUACAGGUUUCUGAUACCGUCUGUUCAGACGGUGCAUGUCUUAUGGGGUCCGGCCUAUGGGUAUCUUUCUAUAUUUGCUCUUUUGUUCCAACUCGGCGUUAUUUCAAUGGUGUACGAAAAAGGCAAGAAUUCCAGUGAGAUAUCACCAACCUCAUAGA
Messenger RNA from Penicillium robsamsonii, 911 nucleotides. RefSeq lists its product as uncharacterized. Gene Ontology annotation, cellular component: box H/ACA snoRNP complex. The transcript is spliced from 2 exons. NCBI's taxonomy places the organism in Eukaryota, Fungi, Ascomycota, Eurotiomycetes, Eurotiales, Aspergillaceae. Gene Ontology annotation, biological process: ribosome biogenesis; snRNA pseudouridine synthesis; rRNA pseudouridine synthesis. The coding region runs from base 1 to 675 and encodes 224 amino acids. Gene Ontology annotation, molecular function: box H/ACA snoRNA binding. The record is from RefSeq and is a predicted model, not a curated record.